Pipistrellus nathusii (Nathusius's pipistrelle) is the source of this 2520-nucleotide messenger RNA. Lineage: Eukaryota; Metazoa; Chordata; Mammalia; Chiroptera; Vespertilionidae. The record is from the annotation of a GenBank genome assembly.
AUGGCUCAAGAAGCAAUGGAAUAUGAUGUUCAGAUAGAUCAUAAUGCUCUAGGACAACUUGCUCCAGCCGAACUUGUCAGUAGCCUGCAGGGACCACCCUUAAUGCAGUCUGCUCCUGCCGAAGUGGUCAGCAGCCAAGAGCGACCACGUCUGCUGCAGCCUGCCCCUGCCGAAGUGGUCAGCAGCCAAGGGGAACCACACCUGCUGCAGCCUGCUCCUGCCGAAGUGGUCAGCAGCCAAGAGCGACCACGUCUGCUGCAGCCUGCCCCUGCCGAAGUGGUCAGCAGCCAAGAGCGACCACGUCUGCUGCAGCCUGCCCCUGCUGAAGUGGUCAGCAGCCAAGGGGAACCACACCUGCUGCAGCCUGCCCCUGCUGAACCGGUCAGCAGCCAAGGGGAACCACCCCUGCUGCAGCCUGCUCCACAGGUGUCCAUUGACCUGACAGAGGAAGUGGAGCUCUUAGGAGAAGAGAAUGUGGAGAAUAUCAAUCCAGGAACUUCAGAGGACCAUGGGCAAGGAUCUGAUGCUAACCCCCCCAUUCGAGUGGCCUCAUUGCGCUCAGUGAGCAACUACAUCAAUGGGCUACAGAGACUCCAUGGCAUGCUGGAGCUCUUGAGACCCCCUCCAGACAACAACGUGGGGCCAGUAAGAACCAGGAGGAGGAGAGGGACUGCUUCACGCAGAGCAAGAACAGGAGGGCCUCAGAGGACAGACAAUGCCAGGUCCAGAGCACCACCAUUGGAUGCUUACUUUCAAGUGAGCAGGAGCCAACCUUCUUUGCCAACUACUUCUCAUGAUUCAGGGGCUAGCAAUCCUGUAUCUGAAGACUUGCAAGCACCAAGUAGUUCUGAUUCUGACAAUGAAAGUUCCAUAGAGUAUGAAGAGGUGGUUGUACAGAUAGAUGAGCCUGAAGUUGCCAAUUUAGAAGAACAACCAGGAGGUGUUUCAACAGAGCAAGAAGUUACAUGUAGUGGUGGAAGAGAGACACUCCCCAAGCAGCAGUCUCCCCAGAAGUCCAGUGUUCUCCUGCCUUCAGUUUCUACAGAUGAGGAAGAAGGGGACACUUGCACAAUAUGUUUAGAACAGUGGACUAAUGCUGGGGAUCACCGGCUUUCUGCUUUACGCUGUGGCCACCUCUUUGGGUAUAGUUGCAUUUCUAAGUGGCUCAAAGGACCGACACGAAAAUGUCCUCAGUGCAACAAGAAAGCCAAGCACAGUGACAUUGUUGUCCUUUAUGCCCGAACCCUGAGAGCUUUGGACACUGCUGAACAUGAACGCAUGAAAAGUACCUUAUUACAAGAGCAGAUGCUAAGGAAGCAGGCAGAGUUAGAAACAGCACAGUGCCGGCUCCGACUUCAAGUCCUCACUGAGGAAUGCACUAAGCUUCAUAGUCGUGUCCAGGACUUGCAAAGACUUAUUCUGGAACAUCGGGAUCAGCUCUUACUUAGCUCCAAAGGGCCUUGGCUAAGCGGCUCGCCCUGCAAACAGCCCCAGCACAAGUACUUUUUCCAGAAGACCUUCACAGUGUCUCAGAAUGGAAACUGCCGAAUUAUGACCUACUGUGAUGCUCUGAGCUGUCUGGUGGUAUCACAACCGUCUCCUCAGGCUACCUUUGUUCCAGGCUUUGGUGUUAAGAUGUUCAGUACUGCCAACAUGAAAAGCAGUCAGUAUAUUGCCAUGCAUAGCAAGCAGAUCCGAGGACUGGCUUUUGGCAAUCAGUCCAAAGGCUUACUUCUCUCUGCUUCCCUAGAUAACACUGUUAAACUGACCAGCCUGGAGACAAAUACUGUGGUCCAGACUUAUAAUGCUGGGCGUGCUGUCUGGAGCUGCUGCUGGUGUCUUGAUGAAAACAAUUAUAUCUACGCUGGACUGGUCAACGGUUCAGUUCUGGUAUAUGAUCUUCGAAACACGAGUUGUUAUGUCCAGGAAUUAGUACCUCAAAAAGCCAGAUGCCCUCUGGUGUCCCUGUCAUAUAUACCCAAAGCUGCCUCGGCUGUAUUUCCAUAUGGUGGAGUGCUGGCUGGAACCUUGGAGAAUGCUACCUUCUGGGAGCGAAAAACGGGCUCUUCUCAUCAGCCUCACGUGCUGCCCAUAGAGCCAGGGGGCUGCAUAGACUUUCAGACAGAAAGCAGCACCCGACACUGUCUUGUGACCUACAGGCCUGAUAAAAAUCACAACACUUUACGCAGUGUUCUGAUGGAGAUGUCCUACAAGCUGGAUGACGCUGGAGAGCCAGUCUGCUCUUGCCAUCCUGUACAGACAUUCCUUGGGGGACGCACUUGCAAACUACUGACCAAAAGUGCUCUUUUCCAAAACCCAGAGAAGAGUGGCAGCAUCCUAGUGUGUAUUGGGGAUGAAGCAUCAUAUUCUGCCCUGGUAUGGGAUGCUAGCAGUGGCUCCUUGCUGCAGGGUCUGGCGACUGAUCAGCCUGUCUUGGACAUCUGUCCAUUUGAGGUGAAUCAUAGCAGCCACGUGGCUACCUUAACAGAGAAGAUGGUUCAAAUCUAUAAGUGGGAGUGA